UCAACUAUGUGUCUGUCUAUCCCUGUUAUCUCCUCUCUGCACAGACCAUACAAACACUCCACACCGCGUGGCCGCGGCCACCCUAAUCUGGUGGUCCCAGCGCGCACGACCCACGUGGAGUUCCAGGUCUCCGGUAGCCUCUGGAACUGCCGAUCUGCGGCCAACAAGGCAGAGUUCAUAUCAGCCUAUGCCUCCCUCCAGUCCCUCGACUUCUUGGCACUGACGGAAACAUGGAUCACCACAGAUAACACUGCUACUCCUACUGCUCUCUCUUCGUCCGCCCACGUGUUCUCGCACACCCCGAGAGCUUCUGGUCAGCGGGGUGGUGGCACCGGGAUCCUCAUCUCUCCCAAGUGGUCAUUCUCUCUUUCUCCCCUUACCCAUCUGUCUAUCGCCUCCUUUGAAUUCCAUGCUGUCACAGUUACCAGGCCUUUCAAGCUUAACAUCCUUAUAAUUUAUCGCCCUCCAGGUCCCCUCGGAGAGUUCAUCAAUGAGCUUGAUGCCUUGAUAAGCUCCUUUCCUGAGGACGGCUCACCUCUCACAGUUCUGGGCGACUUUAACCUCCCCACGUCUACCUUUGACUCAUUCCUCUCUGCCUCCUUCUUUCCACUCCUCUCCUCUUUUGACCUCACCCUCUCACCUUCCCCCCCUACUCACAAGGCAGGCAAUACGCUCGACCUCAUCUUUACUAGAUGCUGUUCUUCCACUAACCUCAUUGCAACUCCCCUCCAAGUCUCCGACCACUACCUUGUAUCCUUUUCCCUCUCGCUCUCAUCCAACACUUCCCACAAUGCCCCUACUUGGAUGGUAUCGCGCCGUCCCAACCUUCGCUCUCUCUCCCCCGCUACUCUCUCCUCUUCCAUCCUAUCAUCUCUUCCCUCUGCUCAAACCUUCUCCAACCUAUCUCCUGAUUCUGCCUCCUCAACCCUCCUCUCCUCCCUUUCUGCAUCCUUUGACUCUAUAUGUCCCCUAUCCUCCAGGCCGGCUCGGUCCUCCCCUCCCGCUCCGUGGCUCGACGACUCAUUGCGAGCUCACAGAACAGGGCUCCGGGCAGCCGAGCGGAAAUGGAGGAAAACUCGCCUCCCUGCGGACCUGGCAUCCUUUCACUCCCUCCUCUCUACAUUUUCCUCCUCUGUCUCUGCUGCUAAAGCCACUUUCUACCACUCUAAAUUCCAAGCAUCUGCCUCUAACCCUAGGAAGCUCUUUGCCACCUUCUCCUCCCUCUUGAAUCCUCCUCCCCCUCCCCCCCUCCUCCCUCUCUGCAGAUGA
Oncorhynchus keta (chum salmon) is the source of this 1269-nucleotide messenger RNA. RefSeq lists its product as uncharacterized. Bases 7 to 1269 code for a protein of 420 amino acids. The record is from RefSeq and is a predicted model, not a curated record. Gene Ontology annotation, molecular function: catalytic activity. The transcript is spliced from 2 exons. NCBI's taxonomy places the organism in Eukaryota, Metazoa, Chordata, Actinopteri, Salmoniformes, Salmonidae.